UCAAUUCAAUCCCCUUAGGCCUUAACUAUUGGGUUAUAUAUGUUGCUUAUAAAUACAAAUCACUCCACCUUCCCUAGUGUAAGCCUGUAAAGUUUCCAUUUUAAGACCCCAUUGGGUAACAGAGAUGAGUCUCCUGAGGAAGAGACCUGACGCUUACUCAAAAGUGGAGAGGGAAGACCCAGAUGAGAUAGCUCAUCGGCGGGCACAGUUCUUGAUCUACAAGGCAAUGGAACAAGCGGCGGAUACCCACUUGCGGAGUAGGCGGCCAUCUGCUCUGAGGGUGAGAAUAUGUAAAUUGAAGGUUAAGAUUGGAAAGAGAUUGAAGAUGAUGAGGAAGACCAUGUUCCCCAAUAUCUCUGCAGCUAGGACUAGCUUGUUCAAGAAAAUAAUGGCUCACUUGAAGUCUCUGAACCAUUUGGUUCGUGGGGGAGAGGCGGCCAUGGUCAGUCUCUCUCCUCCUCUGUGAAAUUUGAGUUUCUUCUUCUUCUUUCCUUUUUCCUCCCCUGAGCAUUCUUGUCUGAUGAAGAACAGAGUUGUUCAUAUUUUGAAAUUUUCCCAGAAGGAAUGGAGUUUUGUUUUUGGUUUUGUAGUUUCAAUCUCAUAGACAAUGCCUAUAACUCAGUAUUGUCUGUGUUCGACCAAUGAAAUGGAAUCAUAAAUUUUCUCUUC
Messenger RNA from Macadamia integrifolia, 669 nucleotides. RefSeq lists its product as uncharacterized. Lineage: Eukaryota; Viridiplantae; Streptophyta; Magnoliopsida; Proteales; Proteaceae. The transcript has a single exon. The record is from RefSeq and is a predicted model, not a curated record. The coding region runs from base 125 to 466 and encodes 113 amino acids.